Molecule: messenger RNA, 1506 nt
Organism: Thermochaetoides thermophila DSM 1495
Lineage: Eukaryota; Fungi; Ascomycota; Sordariomycetes; Sordariales; Chaetomiaceae
Exons: 3
Coding region: 1-1506 (501 amino acids)
Biological process (GO): Golgi calcium ion homeostasis; calcium ion transmembrane transport; Golgi calcium ion transport
Cellular component (GO): Golgi apparatus; fungal-type vacuole membrane
Molecular function (GO): calcium ion transmembrane transporter activity; manganese ion transmembrane transporter activity
Source: RefSeq, a predicted model, not a curated record
AUGAAGCUCAAAACCUCCCAAUCCUCUGUCAUUUUUUUGCUCCUUCCCUCCCUUGCUAUCACGGCUGCUGUUAGUGAUGCGCCGCUAAGCAAGGACACUGUCUCGACUACCGACAUCCUAGCGUCUGGCCGGGGAUUGGGCACCAAAGAUGCCCCAAUCGAUGGAAAAGACGGGAGGCCGCAUGCCGGUCCAUUUGUUGAACUCAAUGUUCCGAGUUCUAAAGCCGACGAACUUCCCCCCUUACCCUCGCGACCUGCCGAUCCCACCAUUGUGGAUGGAAAGAAGAUACCUGAUAUUCACGAUGGUGUAAUGGUUGAUAAGGCCCACGCUGGCCCGAAAAAGGGGACUACUGGACUUGAAGGCGGUGUCACGGAGAAGUCCAGGGAAAAAAUAUUGAGAGAACAGCAGGGCGAGAUCGUCGAGAACAAACCACAAACUCCCAAAGAGGCUCCUCCUUUGGAGCAUUCAGAUCAUGAAAAGAUAGCUGGAGGAAAGGGAAGCAAAACCACUGAUAAAUCGUCAGAGAGGACAGUUGAAGAUGUACUGGGGCUUGAGAAACCAGCCGAUCUUCCAGAAAAGACUCACGAUAAAUCCCUCCCUGUCCCCGAAUCUGUUGCAGAUAUCGAUCAUCUCGCAGUCUCGGAUACUGUAAAGUCUGGAAGUCCACUCCUUGAUAAUGGCGAAAACGAAGGUCUCAUCCGACCUUUCCAUUCCUUCAUCCUGUCCCUUACGAUGAUCAUCUUCUCGGAAGUCGGCGACAAGACAUUCCUUGUUGCUGCUCUGAUGGCCAUGAAGCACGACCGUUUGGUGGUCUUCUCUGGCGCAUUAGGCGCUCUCGUCACCAUGACCGUCCUUUCAGCUGUCUUGGGACAUGCUGUGCCCACCCUGAUCUCAAAGCGGCUCACUAAUUUCCUUGCUGCUGGUUUGUUCUUGGUCUUUGGCGCCCGCCUACUCCGCGAGGGACUGGCGAUGAGCCCUGACGAGGGCGUGUCCGCCGAGAUGCAAGAGGUUGAGAUGGAGCUGGAAGAGAAGGAAAACCUUGCUAGGAAGAAGUCGGAUGUCUCACCUUAUGCUCUGGAAAUGGGUUUGGGCAACCGUAAGUCGCGGUCGAAGUCUCGGUUCCCUGCCCCGGCACGGAGCCCGUCCAGCUCGCCCGAAGGUCGGAGCUCGUCUCCUCGUCCUAGUGUUCUCGCCAACUUUCUUUCUGGACUUAACAACCUCCUUUCAUUCCUGUUGAGCCCUGCCUGGGUGCAGACAUUCGUGAUGACCUUCCUUGGAGAGUGGGGUGACCGCAGCCAGAUUGCGACCAUUGCUAUGGCAGCGGGCCAGGAUUACUGGUGGGUGACGCUCGGCGCGAUCAUGGGUCAUGCUUGCUGCACAGGCGUUGCCGUCAUUGGGGGGCGUGCCAUCGCCGGCAAAGUCAGCCUCAAAGUUGUCACUGUCGGCGGUGCCAUCGCUUUCCUCUUCUUUGGCGUCAUUUACCUCUUCGAGGCGUUCUACGCAUAA